This is a messenger RNA of Cyphellophora europaea CBS 101466, 981 nucleotides long. RefSeq lists its product as uncharacterized. The transcript has 4 exons. The record is from RefSeq and is a predicted model, not a curated record. NCBI's taxonomy places the organism in Eukaryota, Fungi, Ascomycota, Eurotiomycetes, Chaetothyriales, Cyphellophoraceae. Bases 1 to 981 code for a protein of 326 amino acids. Gene Ontology annotation, cellular component: plasma membrane; fungal-type vacuole.
AUGUCAGGCGAGCUCAAUACCGAAAACUGCACCUCGAUAUCUCCUGAGUGUCCGGUAGAGGAAACAAUAUACGGAUACUAUCCCUCCCUCUCUGCCAACGCCUGGGGUGCCGGAUUUUUCGGUCUCUGCUUCUUCGUCAAUGCCUACCUUGGCUGGAGAUACAGAUUAUGGACUUACAUGCUAGCCAUGUGCCUGGCAACCGCGACCUCAUCCGCAGGCUAUGGCGGCCGUAUCAUCAUGCAUGACAACCCAUGGGACGAACCCGGCUUCAUGUUACAGAUCAUCACGCUUACCUUCUCACCCGCCUUUAAUUCUGCUGCGAUUUACCUGACCCUCAAGCACGUGGCGCUCCGCUUUGGGUCCUUUGCCUCGCGCAUCCCUCCCCGCUUCUACCCCUGGGGCUUCAUUUCUGCCGACUUUGUCGCCCUUCUCCUGCAGUCCGCUGGUGGAGGCAUUGCGGCCAGCGCAGACGACGAUCUGGACUUGCAGGAGGUGGGUGACGGCUUGAUGAUCGCCGGUGUGGUCUUCCAGGUUGUCACAUUAGCUGUCUUCGGCGCGAUGAUUAUCGACUACACCUACCGCCGCUACAAAUCCCCCGAACCCCUCUCGCGCAAGGCGACCGAGACGUGGACAGACACCAAGUUCCGCAUCUUCGCCGCCUCGCUCAUCACGCUCUACACGGCAAUUCUCAUCCGCUGCGUCUACCGCAUCGCCGAACUUGCUGGAGGUUGGGAAUCCUCCAUAAUGCAAAACGAAGCCCUCUUCAUCGGCCUCGACACCGUCAUGAUGACCAUCUGCACUGGUCUGCAGACCUUUGUGCAUCCCGGCAUCUUUUUCUCCGCCAUGACCGAGCGUGAAGAAGACCUCAGCCACGGUGCCGGUGGCUUCAAGGGCGGCGAGAUGAGUAUGAGCGACAGUGAUCGCGACCGUGAUUCUGACUCUUCUUCGCCGGAUGGGCAGCGGCGUGGUGGGGUGGUGUGA